Messenger RNA from Zootoca vivipara (common lizard), 543 nucleotides. Its product is annotated as ferritin heavy chain A-like. The record is from RefSeq and is a predicted model, not a curated record. NCBI's taxonomy places the organism in Eukaryota, Metazoa, Chordata, Lepidosauria, Squamata, Lacertidae. Gene Ontology annotation, cellular component: cytoplasm. Gene Ontology annotation, biological process: intracellular iron ion homeostasis; iron ion transport. Gene Ontology annotation, molecular function: ferrous iron binding; ferric iron binding.
AUGGUGUCUCAGGUGUGCCAGAACUUCCAUGCUGACUGCCAAGCUGCUGUAAACCAAAUGAUUAACCUGGAGCUCCAUGCUAGCUAUGUCUACCUGUCCAUGUCCUACCACUUUGACCGUGAUGAUGUUGCCUUGCCCCACAUGGCCAAGUUCCUGAAAGAGCAAUCCCAUGAAGAGAGGAAGCAUGCAGAGAAGUUCCUGCAGUACCAGAACAAGCGGGGAGGAAGCAUCCUACUGAAGGACAUCAAGAAGCCAGAGAAGGAUGAGUGGGGAAACAGCCUAGAUGCCCUGCAGUCUGCUCUGGAGCUGGAGAAGGUGGUGAACAAGGCCUUGCUGGAUCUGCACAAGCUCGCAACAGAGAAGGGAGACCCUCAUCUGUGUGACUUCCUGGAGACGGAAUACCUGGAAGAGCAGGUGAAGGCCAUCAAGCUGCUUGGAGACCACCUCAUGAACCUGAGGCGCCUGGGGUUGCCCCAUUAUGGCCCAGGGGAGUACCUGUUUGACAAGCUCACCUUGGGAGAUAGCAGCUGUGCAGCAUCUUAA